AUGAUUAUCCCAAUCCGAUGCUUCUCUUGUGGAAAGGUUGUCGGCGAUCUUUGGGAGCGAUACCUCAAGAUGAUUGAGGAAGAGGGACUUGCUGAUGGGGAGGCUAUGGACAAACUCGACCUGAACCGCUACUGCUGCCGAAGAAUGAUCAUGACACACGUGGAUUUGAUUGAGAAACUCCUACGGUAUAAUCCUGCCGAUCCCGCGAACCAGAAGCAUCGACCGAAGGCUGGGUCGUGA
This is a messenger RNA of Eremomyces bilateralis CBS 781.70, 240 nucleotides long. Its product is annotated as DNA-directed RNA polymerases N/8 kDa subunit superfamily. Bases 1 to 240 code for a protein of 79 amino acids. Gene Ontology annotation, molecular function: DNA-directed RNA polymerase activity; DNA binding; zinc ion binding. The record is from RefSeq and is a predicted model, not a curated record. Gene Ontology annotation, biological process: transcription by RNA polymerase I; transcription by RNA polymerase II; tRNA transcription by RNA polymerase III. Gene Ontology annotation, cellular component: RNA polymerase I complex; RNA polymerase III complex; RNA polymerase II, core complex. The transcript has 4 exons. NCBI's taxonomy places the organism in Eukaryota, Fungi, Ascomycota, Dothideomycetes, Eremomycetales, Eremomycetaceae.